Messenger RNA from Lachancea fermentati, 393 nucleotides. NCBI's taxonomy places the organism in Eukaryota, Fungi, Ascomycota, Saccharomycetes, Saccharomycetales, Saccharomycetaceae. The record is from the annotation of a GenBank genome assembly.
AUGAGCGACUCUAUUGAAUAUCCUACCGAAGACGACGUGUUUUCGUUUUCGCUUGCCAACCAGCCCACAGCACAAUGGAGUGCGCAAUGGAACGGCCUGGGCUCUACUGUCACGCCUCCACUACUCUCGAACACGCCAGACUCGUACACCCACGAAGAACACGAGGACGAGUUUCUGAUAUCCUCGCCGCUCAUGUACGCGGUUCAAUCCAACGGGCGUCUGGACGACGACCUGUUCCGCCUCGACCAGGACGAGUUGGCAUGCGGGGUCGCGAACGACGCGUCGUUCGCGGCCUGCUCCGCCACGCCUCGCGUGCUGGUGGAGAAUUCCGAGUCCGAACUGUUUGCCAAUGCCGCCCAAGAAAACUACAGACUCUGGCUGACGGGCGUAUGA